AUGGUCAAUAGUCCUGAAGAAGGAGAUCUUGCUUUAAAACACAGGGUUUAUAAAGCAGUGCAGCUGCUGGCAGAGCUCAGGGCGAGCGAGGCGGCACGCCGGCCCGUCGCGGCGACGUGGCUGCUCGACCUCGAGCACCUGCCGGAGGCUGAAGCGGUGCAGCAGGUUCGUGUUUGUGUCUCCAGGAGUCAAGCCAUGUUUCUCAACGGGCUCGUGCAGGUCCCGGAGCCGUCCAAGCGUGGGGGCACCGUCUCAGACGGAUGCUCUCUGCGGGCAGCAGAGAGGGGCCUGGGGACCUUUCAGGUCACCCAGCUGCCAGGGAAAGGUCCCGUCAUCGUCCUUGGCACGUCCAGGCGUUGGACCCGCCUGCCUCGGCCCGGACGGAGCCUCCCCGGGAGCGGGCAGGCAGCGGCCGGCCCUCGCCCUCGCCCGCGGCCGCCCAUGGCCCGGCUCUGCCCGGUGGCGGCCGGGCUGCUGCUGGGCACGGCGCGGGCCGCCCGCGACCCGGCGCUGCUGGAGCACCACCGAGUCACCCUCUGCAUCAACGUGUCCCGGCAGCAGCCGUUCCCGGGCCUGCGGCACGUCCGCUGCCUGCGCGUGCCCGUUCUCGACGACCCGGCCGAGGACCUGGCCCGGCACUUCGAGCGGUGCGGCGAGGCCAUCGAGGAAGCGGUGGCGAGCGGCGGGACGUGCCUGGUGUACUGCAAGAGCGGCCGCAGCCGCUCGGCCGCCGUCUGCACCGCCUACCUCAUGCGGCACCGAAACCUCACGCUCGAGGAGGCCUUUGCGACCGUGAAGGCUGCCAGACCAGAAGCAGAACCUAAUGCAGGAUUUUGGGCUCAGCUGCAGAGAUAUGAAGAAGACUUACAAAACAAAAGCAGUCUGCUGAGCAAAGGACUUAGUUCUCUUUAA
Messenger RNA from Rhea pennata, 912 nucleotides. RefSeq names its product dual specificity phosphatase 28 (gene DUSP28). NCBI's taxonomy places the organism in Eukaryota, Metazoa, Chordata, Aves, Rheiformes, Rheidae. Gene Ontology annotation, biological process: protein dephosphorylation. Gene Ontology annotation, molecular function: protein tyrosine/serine/threonine phosphatase activity. The record is from RefSeq and is a predicted model, not a curated record. Gene Ontology annotation, cellular component: cytoplasm.